Molecule: messenger RNA, 1104 nt
Organism: Argentina anserina (silverweed cinquefoil)
Lineage: Eukaryota; Viridiplantae; Streptophyta; Magnoliopsida; Rosales; Rosaceae
Product: F-box protein CPR1-like
Exons: 1
Coding region: 1-1104 (367 amino acids)
Molecular function (GO): protein binding
Source: RefSeq, a predicted model, not a curated record
AUGGAGGAAGCAAAGCUACCCGAAUUACGGGAAGAGGUGAUAGAACUAAUUCUCUGCUGGCUUCCAGUAAAAUCUUUAAUCCGAUUCACCUGCGUUUCCAAACACUUCCAUUCCAUCAUUCUCUCGGACGCAAAAUUCGCCAAUUUCCAUUUCCAAGCCGCUCGUGACCGCAAAACCCUAACUCGUAGACUCCUAUACUCCAUAGAGGGUUCUCCUCGGGUGGAAUCUAUUGAUCUGGAGACGCCGUAUUUGGGAGACUGUUCCUUUGCUGCUGGAAAGCCAGAGCCAGAGCCAGCCGCCGGUGAAGUCUUUCUACUGGGCUCUUGCAAUGGUUUUGUGUUUCUUGGUUCGGAUGAGCAAGUGUUUUAUAUGUGGAACCCUUCAACCGGAUUUUCUAAGAAACUAGUCAAAUUACCUGACACUGGUGUGAAACAUGAUCGUGAGAUGUUUUGUGGCGUUGGCUAUUUGCCGGCUACCGACGACUACAGAGUGUUCGUUACAUACUUUGGCUAUUAUGGUGAUCCUUAUGAUUAUGAGGCCGCCAUUUUCUCGUCCACAGCUAAUGCUUGGGAAAUACUCGAGUUCAAUGAUUUGGAUAUAUCACCUGCUGAGGGGACUCUUUGGAAAGAGACACUUCAUUGGCUCGAUUAUCGUCUUGACAUCGUGGCUUUCGAUUUGGCUCAGCGAAAGGAUCACAAAUUCAAGAAAAUGUUGCCGCCCAAGGGUUUGUAUGAAAAAAACGAACGGCGAGAUUACAACGACAUUAUUCAACUUUCCGCUAGAGAAUGCCUGCUUCUUGUUCGUUUUCUAAAUAAAGCCAGUCGAGGCAUUCAUGUAUGGGUCAUGAGAGAAUAUGAUAUGCCUGACUCAUGGACUAAGUUGUUUAACUUGAAGUUUUCGGAUCCUCCUAAGGAGCGAUGGAGAUACAUACGCGGUGUCUGGGUUAUGGAAACUAGUACUGUUUUCAAAAUACUUGUUGGCGACAGGAAUGAGCGUGCGUUGGUGAAGAUUCUUCACAAAGAUGACAAAUGUAGCUUCUGUAUGGUUGAGGGCAUGUGUGAGAGCGUGAGCUAUCAAGAGAGUCUACUUCCGAUAGAUGAUUAG